AUGUUCUAUCGCUUCCCACAACUACCUACCGAACUUCGAUUGGAAAUUUGGAAAGAGGCAUGUCGCACUAUCAGCCCGAAUGAGCAUGGUAUCCAGUACAUCGACUUCUCCCGCAAAGGUGUUAUUCCACUGCAAUGCAACUGGCCUAUAGCCUCCACAGAACAGCCCCUAUACAAAACCAACAAUUCUGCGUACCUUAUUGAUGGAGGCCUUUGGACGGCCUGCAAGGAUUCCAGAGAGGUUAUUGUCAAACAUACCUAUUACGACUUUUGGAUGGAGGUGCAGCACGAAGCUAUCGGUGAAAAAGAACCUUUCCGCUGGUAUUGCCAUCACGAAGAUCUAUCUCACUUGGAAAACGUCCCAAUUCCCGCAACCAUCGACCUUGAAACAGUUGGCCAACGGUGGCAUAUGCUUGCCUAUCCCCAGCGAGACAUCUUUUGCAUCAAAGCAAAAGAUUGGAAGUCGACGUGCAAAGAAUUACGCAAAUAUCAACUGUGCAUGUCUUUUACACGGGGCAGGUCAUUGGAAUUUAGAAGCAGCCAUAAACAUGGUAAUUUCACGUUUGAGUGGUUGAAAGCUAUGCCGAUAGGGAAAGUCGCGUUCGAGUUCGAUCAGACGUGGAUGCAGAACUUACCAAAAGAAUUCAACACGCUCAAGAGAGAAAGAGACUCUUCUCGAGGGUGUUGGGCACGACGACUAUACAAUGCUUUAGGUAAUAAUCAACCUGACCUCUGGAUCAUCGACAAAAGCGCCAAGUGGAUUAGAUGCUCUAAUCAGAAUUACGACACAAUCUACCACGAUUGCGAAGGCGAGUAUGUCGAGGUCAAGUGGAAGGAUGUCUUUGACCAUAUCGGCGACGGGACAUCAGCAAGUGCAUCUGCGUUUAUCAAGUCUCCCUGCCUCCACUGGGGACAAGUAGAUGAGUACCUCCAAUGGGAAAUAUGGAAAUCGAGAAGCCUUGAUCACCUGGUACGGAGGUUCCAUAUGCAAGAUUUUGUUAAACUUCUUGUACGGCGAGACAAUGAGGUGAUGCCUCCUCAGAGACGUUGCAGGACUGAAUGCUAUGAUACUGGCUGCACUGUUGGUCACCAAAAUAGAAUGGCCUAA
This is a messenger RNA of Fusarium coffeatum, 1107 nucleotides long. RefSeq lists its product as uncharacterized. The transcript has 3 exons. The record is from RefSeq and is a predicted model, not a curated record. Bases 1 to 1107 code for a protein of 368 amino acids. Lineage: Eukaryota; Fungi; Ascomycota; Sordariomycetes; Hypocreales; Nectriaceae.